Musca vetustissima is the source of this 1403-nucleotide messenger RNA. RefSeq names its product fatty acyl-CoA reductase wat-like. Gene Ontology annotation, molecular function: alcohol-forming very long-chain fatty acyl-CoA reductase (NADP+) activity. The annotation marks the transcript as partial. The record is from RefSeq and is a predicted model, not a curated record. Gene Ontology annotation, biological process: long-chain fatty-acyl-CoA metabolic process. The transcript is spliced from 7 exons. Gene Ontology annotation, cellular component: peroxisome. Lineage: Eukaryota; Metazoa; Arthropoda; Insecta; Diptera; Muscidae.
AUGACUACCGAUAUUCAGCAAUUUUUUCGAAAUAAAACAAUAUUUGUGACUGGUGGAACGGGAUUUCUUGGCAAAGUUCUGCUUGAAAAAAUUUUACGCUGUACCGAUGUCAACCGCAUUUAUAUUCUGCUACGACCCAAAGCUGGUCAAGCUAUAAUUGAACGUUUUAACGAGAUUAGCAAAACGCCGCUAUUCGAUAAACUGCAUACAUUACGUCCGAAUUUUAUGCAUAAAAUUCAUCUUAUCGAAGGUGAUUGUAUGCUGGAGAACUUGGGUAUAUCCAAUGAUGAUCAUCGAACAUUAAUCGAAAAUGUUGAGGUCAUAUUGCACUGUGCGGCGACAAUACGUUUUAAUGAGACGCUUAGCAUUGCUACGCAAAUUAAUGUUCAGGCCACAAUGGAUCUAAUCGCGAUGGCAAAGGAAAUGAAGCAGUUGGUGUCCUUUGUCCAUGUCUCCACAGCAUUUGUUAAUAGUGUAACAACCCAUGCCGAAGAGCGAUUUUCUAGCGAGCAGUUGACUGUCAGCAGUCAAGAUCUUUUGAAUAUAAAGCAAUCAUUAGGCAGUGAAACAUUUGAUUCGAUGUCUGAGAAAUUUGUCGACAAAUAUCCCAACACAUAUACCUUUACAAAAGCUGUUUCGGAAGAAUUUAUAAGAACACAUGCGGAAUCAUUGCCAAUUUGUAUCGUUCGACCGGGAGUAAUUAUCGCAACAAUGGCAGAACCCUUUGGCGGUUGGAUAGAUAAUAUUCAAGGAGCUGCGGGUGCAACAUAUAGUACUUUAAUGGGCGUUCUAAGAGUCAUAAAUACAAAAUAUGGUAGAAGGGCACCACUGGUACCGGUGGAUUACUGUGCAAAUAUCUUAUUGGCUGCAGCGUGGCACACAGCUAAUUUUGAGAAAUCAAGACCCACCAAAGACCCCACAAUUUACAAUUUCAUACCCGAGGAAUCAAAUCUGAUCACAUGGGGUCAAUAUAUAACAGUUUUAUUAGACUACAAUCGCCAGAUGCCCUAUUCGAAAAUGUUAUGGUAUCCAAUGAUAAAAUUUAUUCCAAAUAAAUUUCUCUAUCGUCUAGCAGUAGUUGUUUAUCAAACAAUUCCAGGUUAUAUUAUGGAUAUGAUAUUGAAAUUUCAAGGUUCAAAGAUGAGUGUAUUAAAAAUUAACGAAAAAGUUUUUCGUUUAACCCAAGUCUUAAGUUAUUUCAUUGACAAGGAUUUCACAUUUGCCACAGCAAAUACCAGACAGCUGUGGCAAUCAAUGUCUGCGGAGGAUCGAAAAAUGUUUAAUUUUGAUAUGGUCUCAUUGUCAUGGAAUGAUUAUUUACGUAGCUAUGCAGAAGGCUUGAGACUUUUCAUUGCCAAAGAGGGGCCGGAGACAAUACCCACAGCUAUAGGUACAUUAAAAAG